AUGAGCAACCACGCCAGUCCAGGGGAACCUGAAGACAGCGGCGGCACUGGGUUUAGCACGGGGCCCGAAAUCAUUCGUCCAAUCCCUCGCCGGCCGUUCAACCUCAACCUGAGCAAUCGCUUCUCCAACCCAACCCCUCCUAGUGAUGAGGACGACCAAGACGAGGCUCCUUCCCCGCGACCCACCAUCACUGCCAAUGAUCUGCGUUUCCUAGCCGCCCACAACAAUUCCAGCUUCAAGAACAUCCUCAAUUGGGGCGACAGCAGUGCCCGGAGCCCGGAUGCCAGCACACCCAGCACCCCAGGCCAGCUUACUCAUACAUCAUCUUACUUCAAUCUCACAUCGCCUACCCUGUAUGGCAUCUACUCGCCCACAACAACAGACCCCUUCAGUAGGGAUCCGGGGGAGGAUUAUGAGGAAGCGAUCGAUGACGACGACGACGACGACGACGACGACGAUGAUGAUGAUGAUGAUGAUGAUGAUAACGAGGACGAGCAGGAUCAGAACUCCCCAGCUGCCCCAUCGCUAAGCGGUAGAAUCGAUGCGACGGCGGCGGCAGCAAAUGCAAUCCCACAGCCGAUGAGCAAAAGACAAGUAGCGCUCGCGCUCACUGUCCGCGCGAUGCUGCUCUUCGCCCUUGGCGUGGGUUACGGCGUGCUGGUAACGAGGUUGCCGGGCGACCCAGCACGGAAAUUACAGUUACUGCAAGUCGUGGAGGAAGGCCUUAAGGAGGAGAUUCAGGGUGCCACGGCAAAUGGCUGCAGCAGUAAGGUUGCAGGGGGGUGGUGGUACCUCAUGAUUUGGGGAAUCGCAGGCGUCGCACUGGGCAGUUUCCUCCCAUGGUUCGAUCGCAUCUGGGAAGAGACUAUCGCAACCCGGGUCCGGAACGCCGGGAACGAGAAGCCCACCAAGCGCCAGACUCGCCAGCAGAGACAGCGUCAACGUCGCGCCUCCGCACUCGGCAUGCAGGAACUCCCGAAUGUCCCUUCGUCCGUCACCAACAACACUGCCAAUUCUGAAGCUACCUCAGCCGGCUCGCGCGCUGCCGCCUCGCAAGCAGACUGGCCGCUUAUCAUGCGUGGCAUCGGCGCCUUCGUCGGCAUCGUCUUUGCCAUCCGCAAGCUGCCAUGGACUUCAACCAUGCAAGUGUCACUGACACUUGCCCUGGCGAACCCCUUCCUGUGGUACUUAAUCGACCGCUCAAAGCCGGGCUUUUUCUUCUCGGCCGCUGUCGGCCUUGCGGGCAGUGCUGUGCUGAAGCUGAUGGGUCUUGACCCGGGGAUGAUGCCCGUGCCGAUUAUGCAUGGCAGGACGUCACCCCUAGCAUCGUCUAUUCCGACAGAGCAGCAGCAGCAUAUGGCAUUGCAAGGUAAUGUGUCUGGUGCCAAUGAUGUGAAUGGCGGGGAAAGGACAGCAUUAGUGUGGGGCGAAUGGGGAUGGAGCCAGGAGAGCGUCGAGGCCAGCAUCUGGAUGCUUUCAGUGCUGUUCUGCAGCUGUGUGUGCUUUGGCAACAUUGGCCGCAGAUUGGCGCUGAACUCGUCUGCUGCUAGCCGGGGAAGGUGGGGUGGUGUGCGGUAA
Messenger RNA from Thermochaetoides thermophila DSM 1495, 1578 nucleotides. RefSeq lists its product as uncharacterized. The coding region runs from base 1 to 1578 and encodes 525 amino acids. NCBI's taxonomy places the organism in Eukaryota, Fungi, Ascomycota, Sordariomycetes, Sordariales, Chaetomiaceae. Gene Ontology annotation, cellular component: endoplasmic reticulum. Gene Ontology annotation, biological process: sterol biosynthetic process. The transcript has a single exon. The record is from RefSeq and is a predicted model, not a curated record.